AUGGCCCUGCGUCAGUUAAUGCAUUUGCAACACACUGGACCUAUUCGUGAAUUCCAUCUCAUCUCCGAGGGUCACAAACUGGCACUGUCAGAUGUAGAUGCAUACCUCAUUUUUGUCUCGAAGCAUGGUAUCCAGAAGCUCACUCUAGAUUUGGCCGACGUUGAAGAAUAUUUUGAAUUGCCUUACAGCGUUUUUACUUGUUCUACAUUGACACAUUUGAAGCUUUCGAGGUUUUUCUUCAGUCGCCGUCUGCGUAGACAUAUCGCAUUCCCCGAACAUGUUAGCCUUCAGUUAGAACAUUCUGAGAUUGUUUUGAGUGAAGACAUUCUUACUCUUCCAAUGCUUGAGACGUUGAAGUUUAGCUUUUGCUCUCGUGUUAAACUUGGUGACACGGCUUUUCCAAAACUGAAGAUUUUGUCUAUUAUUAGCAGCCAUUCACUUACAUUUCACAGUUUUAGGACCUCAAAGUUUAAAAGCGUUACGCACCUCUUCUUGGAUGGGGAUAGCCUAGCGACCUUAGGGUGGUAUCAUGUGCCAAAGAGUCUUGACGAACCAUUAAACCUGCAAAGCCUUAAAAUAUAUGACUUGCAGAUUUCUGUUAAGCCUAUUUCUUGUGCACUUUGCCUGCUACGGAAUUCUCCGAACCUUUAUGAGCUUGACAUCGAUGAAGCUGUGAAGGUUGAUGAGACAUCGACACAGAGUCAAACAACAGAACUGUUUUCUUACGUGUCGAAUGAACAAAAUCAUGUGGAUGAAGCUCUGAGGGAGAUUCGAACAGUGAGGUUAGGGAAAUUCAAGGGGUCAAGAAGUGAAAUGUACUUCAUAGAAGUCCUCCUUGCUCAUUCUCCAAAACUGGAGAGGAUGAUCGUUGAACAGUGCAAGGAAUCAUCUAACAUGCUAGCAGAUGCUGCCAGAAAAUGCUGA
Molecule: messenger RNA, 924 nt
Organism: Lycium barbarum (goji berry)
Lineage: Eukaryota; Viridiplantae; Streptophyta; Magnoliopsida; Solanales; Solanaceae
Product: F-box/FBD/LRR-repeat protein At1g13570-like
Exons: 5
Coding region: 1-924 (307 amino acids)
Source: RefSeq, a predicted model, not a curated record